AGUGCUCACGCGGGCUGCUCCCGGGAAGCAUUUCUGAAGAGCGAGGAGCCACAGAAGCUGGGAAAUUCCUGCUCCUCCGCCUCCCCGGCUGAGUCCGGGGCUGAGUGGCGGCUCAGGUUAAGCCCGUGGGCAGGGGCAGGGGGCGGCGCUCCCAGCCCAUCGCUCAGCCCUGCGGAGAGCUGUGUGGGCUGAGCUGUCUUCACCGUGUCAGGGAGGCCAGCCAAGAAACCGUCCCUCCCAGGGGAAAACGGAUCACAGUUCAGGUGGGGACUUCCUCGGUAGCGUACCUGGCUGGAGCAGAGCGUGUGGGCGGCCGGCAGCGCGCCGCUCUGGUUAUGGCAGCCCAGAAAUGAAAGCAGCGGCCGCCGCCGCCGCCUCUGAGGGCUGCGGGCAGAUCAGCACCCAGCAAAUAAGAAGCAAGUCCUGGACCCCGACGAGGAGGAGGAGGAGGAGGAGGAGGAGCGGCCGAGCAUCUCUCUCCCGCUCCUCGGUGUCCUUUAAAUGAGGACUCCCUGCCCGUGCCGGAGGUAGAUCCGCAGAGCCUUCCUCUCCGCCGCUGACCCCCCGCUUACAUCACUAACCUGUGACAGGCACAUCUCCACGCCCGGUACCUACUCCUCCGGCGGCUCCCAGUCCAGUCCCGGGAGCCUCUUUGUAUAACCGCCGACAUGGCCAGCCAGCAGGAUUCCGGCUUCUUUGAGAUCAGUAUCAAAUAUUUACUGAAAUCCUGGAGUAAUACUUCUCCAGUUGGCAACGGUUAUAUCAAGCCUCCAGUUCCACCUGUUUCUGGCACACAAAGAGAGAAAGGGCCGCCAACCAUGUUACCCAUCAAUGUGGACCCAGACAGCAAACCAGGAGAAUAUGUUCUCAAGAGUUUAUUUGUCAACUUCACCACUCAGGCUGAGCGUAAGAUUCGUAUCAUUAUGGCAGAACCUCUGAUGAUGCCUCAUAUCUGCUGAGUACAAGAGAUACUGAUUCUCAGCCUUCUGCCUCGGGGCAUCUAAAGAUA
Molecule: messenger RNA, 1009 nt
Organism: Leptonychotes weddellii (Weddell seal)
Lineage: Eukaryota; Metazoa; Chordata; Mammalia; Carnivora; Phocidae
Source: RefSeq, a predicted model, not a curated record